AUGGACACAAUUUCUUCGUUUCUAAUCCAGUCAUGGACAUUCUACGCAUUAGCUGUCGCAGUCAUAUUCGCAAGACUGACGUUUCGACGUAUUAUGCUCAAGUCUUUUGCAGACUUGCAGGCGGAUGACUGGAUCAUGGUCUUCCUUCUGCUGCCAUUGACGGCAUCUACCAUUCUCGCAGUUCCGGCCGCCAACUUUGGAACAGAAAAACAGCGUAGAUAUCGAUAUGUACUCGAAGAGCUCCAGAUCGUCAUAGCGUGGCUUGUGAAAGUAUGUCUCUUAAUAUUGUACUGGCGGAUCUUCCCAGUUGCAUCCAGUAUCCUUCGAAGACGCUACAUACAAGUCGUUUCAGCAAUCUGCGCGCUCUCUUUCAUCAUCACCCAAAUUUCACUCUUAUCUUGGUGCCAGCCGACACAUCUGGACGACUCGCAAUGCUCGACCUACCAUAGCCACACAAUCGUGUCUCUAACGUUCAGCACCCUAACAACUGUCAUCGUGCUCAUCCUCCCAAUAUCGUUCAUCCCAACACCACGACGUUUGCUGCUUGCCAUCCUUUUGGUCACCGGCGUUUUGACGCUCAUCUUCGGCAUUCUCGCACGAUACUUCGUACUCACGGAGCCAACUUCACGUGCAUAUCUCUUCUAUUACACCUACGAGACCACUCUCCUCAUCGUUUUCGCCAAUCUGCCGUUCUUAACAUCCCUUGUUGUCUCGACGACGCCAGCUCGCAUCCGCAAAUUCAGUCGCAACAUCUCCUUCUCUCGUGAUGGGGUCCAUAUGCCACUAUCGCCGUGGCCAAGGAGUCGGCGAGUGAGUGUGCAAGACAUUGGGUCUCCGCCACUGAGAGCGAGUCGACUGGGAAGCACGGCUACAGUUACGAGUGGAGGGACGGAAAGAAAAGACUGGUCAGUCUCUGUGCCUAUAACACGGCCAGGGAGCGUCGGGUCUGGUACUGAACUCUUGCGACGGCCGGACAGUGGACGGGGCUGGCCUCUACCUUGA
This is a messenger RNA of Macroventuria anomochaeta, 1002 nucleotides long. RefSeq lists its product as uncharacterized. NCBI's taxonomy places the organism in Eukaryota, Fungi, Ascomycota, Dothideomycetes, Pleosporales, Didymellaceae. The record is from RefSeq and is a predicted model, not a curated record. The coding region runs from base 1 to 1002 and encodes 333 amino acids. The transcript has 2 exons.